This is a messenger RNA of Nerophis lumbriciformis (worm pipefish), 2784 nucleotides long. The record is from RefSeq and is a predicted model, not a curated record. Lineage: Eukaryota; Metazoa; Chordata; Actinopteri; Syngnathiformes; Syngnathidae.
AUGGCGGUGCAGCCGAAACAAAACCUGUCAAUGGACAGUGCGUCCGAAAACGGCUUCCUUAACUUUUUCUUCUCCAUGCCGGAGAAGCCGGACACAACUUUCCGAAUAUUCGACCGCAGCGACUACUACACGGUGCACGGGAAGGACGCUGCAUUCGCCGCGAAAGAGGUUUUCAAGACGAACGGAGUCAUCAAGCACUUGGGCUCCGGAAGUCGCAAAUUGGAAAGUGUGGUGCUGAGCAAGCUCAACUUUGAAGUUUUUGUGAAGGACCUACUCCUGUUUAGGCAGUACCGCGUUGAGGUGUAUCGGAACCACAGCAAGAGUAGUAAGGAGCAUGACUGGAAGGUUGAGUACAAGGCCUCUCCGGGAAACCUCACCCAAUUUGAAGACAUCCUAUUCGGCAGCGGAAACAGCGCAGAAGGCUGCGCCGGCGUGGUGGCUGUGCGAGUCGCCGCCGGCGUUGUCGGUGUGGGCUACGUGGACGCGGCCCAACGCACCAUGGGUGUAUGCGAGUUCCCCGACAACGAAGUCUUUUCCAACCUGGAGUCGUUGCUGGUUCAGGUCGGGCCCAAGGAGUGUCUCCUCGCGCAAGGGGAGAGUGGCGUCAACGGCAACAAGCUACGAGAGGUGGUGCAGCGCGGCUCCGUGCUGGUCUCGGAUAGAAAGCGGGCUGAGUUUAGUACCAAGGAUGUGGUUCAGGACCUUAACAGGCUGCUAAGAGCCAAACGAGGGGAGUCUGUGGCCAGCAAUACUCUGCCUGAGAUUGACAAACAGGUGGCCAUGUCAUGCUUGGCCGCAGUGGUGCGCUACCUGGAGCUGCUCUCCGACGAGUCCAACUUCAACUCCUUCAGUCUGACCUCUUUGGAGCUGGGUCAGUACAUGAGGUUGGACAACGCCGCGGUCAAAGCGCUUAACCUCUUCCAGGGUGCACCUGAUGACACCAGUGGAUCCCAUUCGCUGGCCGGCCUGCUAAACAAGUGUCGCACACCUCAGGGGCAACGACUGGUCAACCAGUGGAUCAAGCAACCGCUCCUGGACAAAGCCAAAAUAGAGGAGAGGCUGGACUUAGUGGAGAGUAUGGUUUGUGACUCGGAACUGCGCCAGACGUGCCAGGAGGACCUUCUACGGCGUUUCCCAGACCUUCAGCGUCUGGCCAAAAAGUUCCACCGCCACAGCGCCACUUUGCAGGACUGCUACCGCGUUCACCAGGCUGUUGGCCACAUCCCCUCGCUUGUCUUGGCACUGGAAAGAUAUUCAGGCAACCAUCAAGUCCUGCUUGAGGCCGUUUUCGUGUCCCCCCUCAGAGACCUGCAGGGUGACUUCAGCAAGUAUCAAGAGAUGAUCGAGACCACCUUGGACAUGAACCAGAUUGAACAUCACGAGUUCCUGGUGAAAGCCUCUUUUGACCCUGUGUUGAGUGAGCUGCGAGAGAAGAUGGAUGCCUUGGAGAAGAGCAUGCAGGCUGUGCUGAACGCUGCUGCCAGAGAGCUAGGUUUGGAUGCUGGCAAGACGGUGAAGCUGGAGUCGAGCAGCGUGUUGGGCUACUACUUGCGUGUGACCUGCAAGGAAGAGAAGAGUUUGAGGAACAACAAGAAGUUCACCACGCUGGAUGUGCAGAAAAAUGGUGUGCGCUUCACCAACAGCAAAUUGAGCGCACUCAACGAGGACUACACGCGCAGCAGAGAGGAGUAUGAGGAGGCGCAGAAUGCUGUUGUUAAGGAGAUCAUCAACAUCGCCUCAGGCUAUGUGGACCCUCUACAGACGCUAGGUGACGUGGUAGCACUGCUGGAUGCCGUGAUCAGCUUCGCCACGGCGUCUGUUUCAGCGCCCGUGCCUUACGUGCGCCCCCGCCUGCUGCCUGAUGACGGCCCUCGCCGCCUGGAGCUGCGGCAGGCGCGUCACCCCUGCAUGGAGACAGACGCUGACACGUGCUUCAUCCCUAAUGACGUUACGUUCGUGCAGGGGGAGAAGAGCUUCUUCAUCGUCACAGGUCCAAAUAUGGGCGGAAAGUCAACAUUCAUACGCCAGGUGGGCGUGAUUACAUUGAUGGCUCAAAUCGGCUGCUUCGUGCCAUGUGAGGAGGCGGAGCUAAGUAUCACUGACAGCAUCCUGGCCCGUGUGGGGGCGGGAGAUAGCCAGGUGAAGGGAGUGUCCACCUUCAUGUCUGAGAUGCUGGAGACUGCUGCCAUCUUGCGCUCAGCCACGGAGAAAUCGCUGGUCAUCGUGGACGAGCUGGGCCGCGGCACAUCCACUUAUGACGGCUUCGGUCUUGCCUGGGCCAUCGCCGAGCACGUGGCGGCCCAGAUAGGCUGCUUCUGUCUGUUCGCCACCCACUUCCACGAGCUGACGGCGCUGGAGGCGCAGCAGCCUACUGUGCGGAACUUGCACGUUACAGCGCUCACAUCUCACAACACGCUCACCAUGCUCUAUAGAGUCAAGCCAGGUGUGUGCGACCAAAGUUUUGGAAUCCAUGUGGCGGAGUUGGCUAAUUUCCCGCAGUCUGUAGUCGCUAUGGCGAAGGAGAAGGCCGAGGAAUUGGAGGAGUUUCAGGAACCGUCCGCAGAGGGCGACGAGCCCGAAGCCAAGAGACGACGAAGCGACAAACAAGUCGGUGAAAGCUUAAUCCAGGAAUUUUUGGAGGAAGUCAAGUCUCUUCCGAUCGCCACCAUGACGGAAGACGAGGUGAGGGUGGCGUUGAAGCGCAUGAAGGAGGCGUUGCGUGCUAAAAACAACGCGUACGUGGCCGAGCUGCUUGUUCGCUCGCUUCCUGUGGUCAAGUCGUGA